AUGAAAUGGGAUAGUUUUCAAGAGAAAGAAGAGAGAGGACCUCCUGAAUAUAGAUAUGAUUAUUAUUUUCCAAGAGGUUGUUAUGGAUUUGGGUUAAAUAUAAAAAAAUAUGGAGACAAUGAAGAUUGGUUAUUAAUGAAUGGUAACGCGAAUGAAUGGAGGAUUAUGUACCAUGGUACAAAGCAACAUUGCGUUAGUUCAAUUGUGAAAAAUAAUCUAAAAACUGGUUAGAGAAAUCAUUAUUCAGAUGAUUUCUGUGUUGAUGAAUUCAAAAACCAAGUGAAAGUAAGAAAUGGAAUUUAUUUUUCGAAUAAUUUUAAUGUUUGUAUUAAUGAUGGAUAUGCUGACUAUACUUAAGUUUGUAAUAAAAAAUUUGCUGUAAUCCUCAUGUCAAGAGUCAAUCCAAGAAAGAUUAGAUAAAGUGAGAGGAUGAAAAGUGUUCACUAUUUUGUGGUAAAUGACUCAAAAGAUGUUAGACCUUAUAGAAUUUUAAUACAUGAAAAAAAAUGA
Molecule: messenger RNA, 510 nt
Organism: Paramecium tetraurelia
Lineage: Eukaryota; Ciliophora; Oligohymenophorea; Peniculida; Parameciidae
Exons: 1
Source: RefSeq, a predicted model, not a curated record